AUGCUUCGAAUUGGAUGUCCUUUUAGAAGCCUGAACACUUUCAAUGUUCUUUCAAGACAAUUGGUGAGAAAAUAUUAUUUUAUUGUAUAUAGUUUUAAUACUGGCCUAUAGCUCAUAGGGAUUACAUAAGCCAAGCUCCCAAGGUAGGCGUCCGUCCUCGAAUGCUGAAAAAGCUUAAUUUCUGGACAAUAUUAAAAAAAAAACACGUAAGACAUUUUAAGGGAUUGGAAAUCACGCCAUUGUCCUAGGAAACAAAGUUAUAUCAUCUUAGAAAAGAACAAAAAAUCGGACUUGUUUUAUAAUGUUUUUUUCGCCACAUACAGGUCCUUUCUUACAUGCUAUUUGGAGGAAGUAGUGUAUUGGUUAACUUACUCCUCACUGGGAAUGUGUUUCCCUCAUGUCUGGUUACUUAUCUGCACGCUUUAUUUUAAGGUUAAUGGUUCUUCCACAUGCAGCCACAGCAAAUUGAAGUCAUUUGCUUGGGCAAAAAACAGCAUAUUUAACGUAAGUGUAAUUUUUGGUGUUAAAUAUCAUUAAGCUUAAUGCUUCUUAGGCCGCAAGCAGUCGUCCUUUGUUCCUCUGGGCCAUGCGAGGUGAGCGAAAAAUUUCCUUUUUCCCUCAGAGCCAUGCAAGGUGAGCAGAAAGUUAACAUUAUGCAAAUUACUGGCAAAAAAGGAGGAGAAGUUGGGGCAGGGAGAGAAAAUAAAGGAUGACUGCGGAGGUUUUAUUGUAUUUUUGAAUUAUCAUUUCAGUGAAACAGAAAUUUUGAUUGAUCACCAACUUGUCAAUCCAUCAACAAAAAAAACAUCUCAGUCCCAAAGGAGUCCAAUUUUCAUGGCGGCUUUUUGCAGCACAUGGUAAACAGACACGUUCUGUAAACUGCACUCCAGUUUCCAAAUGGAAGCCCAGGUCUUCAAGGAACCUGAACUAUAUUCCAGGUCAAAAUAUUUCCUCUUUUCACACCAUAGGAAUUUCAGUACAUGACAAUGAAAGAACAAUAUAUUUCAAAUAGUUUGCCUGGUCUAUAAUAAUGUGAGGCUUCUUCCCGUUUUUGCUUUCUUUCUCGCUUACUUUGAUAAACCCCAUUUUUGGGGGGGAUUUUCAGGAUUUUUAUGUCAGUCUUUCCAAAUUAAGGUGCGUCGAUGUCAAGCGUACGAUAAACAUAAGAUUAUCGCAAUCGUUUAACUUUGUUCGUUACAUGUAUAUGUUGCAGUUAAUUUUUUAUUUCAGUUAAUUUUUGUUUUUCCUUUGUUUUAAAUUCAUUAGCGUACAUUACCAUACACCAAAACAAUGGAAAAAUAAAAAUUAACUGAAAUAAAAAAUUAACUACAACAUAUACGUUUACAUAAAUGAUACAGCAGGAGUUUUCUAGUAUUACCUUAUAUAUUACUGACCUAGGUCGUAAACGGACCGUAAACAGUUGACUCUUAUGAAACUGUUUCAGAUUCACAAUUAACCCGGUUCUUUGUUGAGGAUUUCAAAACGUCGACCCGGGCUGCCUUUGGGAUUCGAAGGGCACACAGCACACACUAGCCUGCGUAGCAUGGCGGUUUUGGUUGGGCGCGCUAAAUAAUAAAGGCAGGCGUGGGUGAGGAGAUUAGGGCAGGAGCUGCUUCGCCGCUCGCAGUCGUGCUGCCAACAAAACCACAUAAAACUGCCAUGCCCGGAGGAGUACUUGGGUUAAUUUUUGCUUGGUAUGUGCCGCUGGCCUCUCAGAGCCCCAUAGACCCCAUCUUAGUCAUUUUUGGACAAAUAUUAAUUUUCGCGAUCCCAACUUAGUCACUUUCUAUUUUAAUGAAUGGACCAUUUUUUAGAUUGAGUGAAGAACACCUUACCUUUCAUCUACAAUACAAACAUUCUGGUACGUUUGCUAACCGUAAAUAUGAAGAACUGUCUUACCCCAAAAGAGCAGAAAAUGUGCGACCACAUUCUAGUAACUCUCUGAAAAUGCGACCCCAUUAUAGUCAAUCCAGUCGUGAAAAUGCGACCCCAUCCAGCGGCACAUCCCCAUUAGCCUCUUAUAAGGAAGUAGCCCCGUCCCCCGGGGGCCCAUGCUACCUAGGCUAAGCACACACGAAUACUACUACAUUCUACAUUCCUGCAUGCACAACAAGAAGGACGAGUAAUAAUUUUUAGACCACACGAUCUUCAUAGAUUAUCUUUCGACACUACGCAAUUUAUAACGACCUCAAUGACCUCACUAUUUGCUGGAAUAUCUGAUUGAUCCCUUAAUUGACCUUCUGGAUCGCUCGCCAUUGUUUUACAACCGGCACUAAAGUGGCGGUAACAUCACAGGGUCCAGAGGAGUUUCGUGUGAAUAAAUGAAUUACUUACCUUGAAAAAUGUCUAUACCUGUCGCUUAGCACGAUUAAUUAGCCCAAUGGGAUCUUUAUAAAUCUACUGUAAACGAUUUCUUCGCUUCUUAUCUGACCCAGAUCGACUUUUGAAAUUCAAUAACCGCAAGCCAUAUCCUCUCUGGCGCACGGUACGUCGCCCGAAGGGUGACCGAAGGCGGUCGCCCUCCGGGCGACCGAGGCACGAAGUGCCGAGUAAAAGAAAGGACAAGGGAGGAAACUUGUACCACGUGACUUCGUUCUAUGUGAACCGCAGCACUCGGUGACGGAAGUCGGAAAGAGACCGGAAACGCAAAAGCAACAGACCGCUGCUAAUUCGAGAAUCAAAACAUCAGCUGCGGAGAGAGUUUUAAAGAUCUCAGAGAUCUAUGCGAAAAUAACAGAGUUUUAAUUGAAGUGAAGAUCUUUCAAGACUGGACAUUUGUUGUACGUUUCAACAGUCUUCGAUGUCUUAAGCAGGUUUUGCUUGUGCGAAGGCUUCCCAGUAGUCGCAAAACGCACAGCCAAAGACACAAGAGGUAAUAUAGUUGGAUCACCGAAGAAUGGCACAGUCGUGAUGAUAUUACAGUUGCCUUGUACGCCCGCUCUACUCAGUGCCACUUUUUAUUGUAAGAGUACACACCACCCGUAAAUCACUAUUCGUAAUAAUUUAACAUUCUCCAAACAAAACUAACAAGCUGGGCCCAGCGUGAUACAGCAUUGAAGAAAAACAUUACAUUCACGGACUAAAGAAAAUCGCUUAGUUAUUCAGAUCCAGAAGGCACUUUGGAGAAAACUGGAACCCUUGUUCAGCCGUAAUAAAAAGCUUUACGCUUCAAAAGAGGUCAAAGAAAAUGCGCUUGCAUCAGAGGGCAAAUCCUGCCGACCAGAAACAAUAACCACAGUAAAUCGAUAUGUGUCAUGACCUCUCAGUGUGAAACAUGCGGCUAAAAUCCCCGCUAAAAUCACAUUUGCUGUAGAACCUUCCAGAGCAUAAUCUACCCAGCAGAGGAAAAAAACUUUAUUGGAACGAGCAGCAUUUUGGCAUGAGGCAAAAGUCGUGUAGGCUUCCCUUUUAUUGCUCCGAUCUUGAACACAUUUACUUUACUACGUCAUUUCCGUCACCAUCUGUUGCGGUGCACACCAAACGAAAGCGCUCUCUAGAAGCCGUAAAUUUCAGUCGCCGAAAAUGAAUUUGAACGCUUUCUUAUGCUGUUUUCCUACAGUAUUUGGCAAAUACAUAAGAAUUCUAGAUCAGGUUAGUAAAAUCAGGCGAUUUCAUUCAAUUCCAUUUGAGUUUCAGGGAUUCGAAAAUCGGCCCCAAAUUUGUUUCCUCCCUUUCCGUAUUUUAUACUGUAAGCCGAUCUUGCGAGCCCUCAGUCUCUUAGUUUGCGGUCUAUAGAAUGUGUAACGAAACCGUAACGCGAUCAAAAUAACCCAUUUUUUCAGAGGUUUUCGACGGGUUUUGAUGUUCUAACGACGAACACAUCUCCUCUGGACCCUGUGGUAACAUUGGUAAGGAGGUUAACCAAGCUAACUAUUCCCACAAGGUCCAUGAGGUUAUAAAUAAUGCGACAUGUUUACGUAUCAUUGGAUAAAAAAAGUCGACGUCGUUAAUCAUAUCAAGUAUUAACUGAAAUUUCAAGCCAAACGAUUUGUCUGGACUGUUUGCGCAAUAUACGAUCCCCGACUGUGCAACGAUAGGAAGACACGCAGGUCACGCAGGCUAGCUAGGGAGACCUUUUAGGAUUUGUAUCCUCUUGUGAUGAAAAAGAAGCAGAUCACCAUGACACAAUGAUUUUUUCACCGCCUACUGCGACAUAAAAUUUAAACUUACCGCACACCGCUUGGACUCUGAGAACCGCAAUACCAUACUUUGAAACAAAAAUUGCCGCAACACCGCACCAAAAAUAACCCAAUACCGCAAUACCGCAAACCCUUACGCCCCCCUCAGGUGUGAAAAGUGGCAAAUCAGCAGAUAAAAGAUCCCAUCACAGUCUCUUAUUUUUUCUUUGCUCGGGCUCCACCCUCAUUUCUCACAGCUUUGCCACUCGCCACUCGCGUGUACCCUCAGUUCUCGUACUCUCAUUCUACCGUGUCUCAACAGAAAAAUAAGAGACUGCUCGCAGUCUAAAUCCUUUUUAAAGUGAGACUUCAAUUUGAUGUUUAAAUUUGACUGUGUUUUGCUAUCAGACAAAGUUGUCAAGCAUGACAAGGAAAUGCAAAAAGUUUGUGACAAUGGAGGCUUCUGCUGCACCACCAAAAACAGCAGAUUUACUACCACAAGGAACUAGGAUAACAGGUACCAGGGAGUAUUAAAGUAAACUGAAAUUUCAUUUUGUCAAACAUUUUACAAAAAGAAAAAAUCUGAUUAGUAACUACAGGUAAAUGCACUAACUUACUUUUAAAAAUUAAAAGCACAUCUUGUUAUUUAAAAAAAAUAAAAUUAUUCUCUGCUUGUAUUUUCUUGGAUUUCUAUAUUUAUCUUUAAUUAUUUUGUGUAGGAUCCAUGAUUUAAGCUUUGAGUAAGUUAUCUAAUUUUAGCACAAUUAUACUAACCCAUGAAUAGAAGCUAACCUACAAGUAUCAAUUAUUAAUAAGUGACUGGAGGAAUAAGCUGAGUGUAAAGUGCACUGACAACAGGGACGCUGUCAUCCAUAGUGCGCAUGGCUAAAGUGCACUUGCCUUAUUCAUUGACGACAACCCCCGCCCCCCACCCCACCUCAAGAUCUAGAUCCACUAUUGUGCAAUACUGUAUGUGAACAGAUUUCAACUAGACAGCGGAGCUACAAAUUACAGUUAUUGGAGAAUGUCUGACAAAAAGGGGGCACAAAUUUCUAUCUUCAGUCAGACAUGAUUACCAGAUGGAUCAAAAACUAAAAAAAUAUAUCAUUUUGUAGUUAAUGAAUAACAUAGUACUAAAAAUACUCAAAGUGAAUGUAAAUUAUGUCCAACAACUUUUCUGGUUUAUCCAACUUAAGUAGCAACUUGGUUGCCUAUAUUUCCUUUCUGAAGAGAUGAAUAAUUUUUGUUCACAGUCCUGGGAAAGAUGAGAUUGAUUGUUUGCCUUAAGAAUGUCUGUUUGAGUUUACAGCUUUCUUGUUUUAUGAAGGUCAAAUUGUUUUAAUUUUCCACCUCUGUACCCCCCUUUGUCGCCAGGUUACUGGAUGAUUGGUUGUGCUGGCAUGGUGAUAGGCUCUGUAGUGUUGGGCGGAGUCACACGACUCACUGAGUCUGGUCUUUCUAUGGUCGACUGGCAUCUCAUAAAAGGCAUGAAGCCGCCAAGAACGCAAGAAGAAUGGGAGAGGGAGUUUGCAAAAUAUCAGACAUAUCCUGAAUAUAAAUAGUAAGUUUCUCUUGUUGUUGUAUAUUUUUCUUUAUUUAAACAUAUUUUAGUGAUGAAGUUAAAAAAACUCAUCAAAAGGGCUCACUUUGCAAUAACAUUUAAAAUUUAAAAAAAUUACGUUAAAUAGUUAUUAGUCAGAGCAGAAGCAAAACAAAGAGGAUAUUAUUAAAGGAAUGCUAGCAGGUGGAAAAUACAUAUUUAGGUACUUUUAUAAAAUCUCAUCAAUUCUGAUAUAAAAGACUGGACGUGAAAAAAUCAAUCAUUAUUUUGCUCUGGAGACAGUAACAGUUAUCCAAACAGAAAAACUGAUACAACUUGUGCUUUGGACAUAAAAGACCACUUGUCAUCAAAUAUGCAGGUAGCAGAGGAGAGCAGAUUAGUUCUAGGGGCAGAGUAAAGUGGACAUUCAAGAAAAAAAGUGCUUAACUGUCUCGUUGUGGAAACCAUAAAAACAGACACCGCUUUGUAUAUUUUUUAAUCAUCAUAAUGUGGAUGGAGGGUAGGUGUACUUGUCCAAAAUACCUAGAUACCGGUACACGCUGCCAGUGGGGUUGUAAUCUUAGUAAUCCUGUUCUAGUAGAAAGAAUCCAUUUUCAAAAAGUUUUAUAGUGUGAAGUUCAAUAUGUCAAGUGGAUGGAAACUUUUAAUUUAUUCAUUAUCAUCAUCAUGCUGUGACCACCAGAGUGGAUGGGACAUUCACGCCAUGGAGAUUUCUUUCCCAAACACCACAAUUCACUAUCAAUUAAUACUAGUCAUGUUUUAAUCACCUAUGAUAAGGUAUUGAAAAUUGGCGUAUUUCUAGAACAGGUAAUACUUUGAAUGCAACUUUUUUCGUGAAAUGACUCUAAAUUUGAAGACCUGGGCCAGGUCGUUUAAGCUUAAAAAGCAAAUUCAAUUUAAUUCGUUUUGUCUCCAAUUUGAUGUGAAGAUGCUCUAAAAAGAAUAGAGAAAAUUAUCCAAGAAAAUGCUUUUGAACAAAAGAUAAAGAAACCCAGUUCAAAAUGUAACCCUGGAUUAGCGCUGAUUGGCCUUCAAACAACUGGGCCCUGGGCAACACAUCACCACCCAAACUCCACCAUUAGUAACUGCUCCAGGGAUUUCAUUCAUAGAUAUUACCAACAUCCUGUUAGUUUACUAAACUUUUUAAAAGUUUACUAAAAAAGUUCUGAAUAAAUUGACUUUUUUCAAACAUGAUUCUCUUUAGAAAAAUGGAAAGAUAGUUAUGUUGUUUUAUCUUUCAUUUUUCUUUUAACUGGUGGUAAAGUGCCAAUCAAGGUCCCAAAAUCUACCAUUUUGAUUUCAUCCAUAGAUCCAGAAGUGUCACCUAUAAAAUUAAAAAUUGGAUUUGUCAUGUUUUACAUGUGCCAAUCAAGGCAUCUCUUUGACUGAGUUUAAAUGGAUUUGGUACAUGGAAUAUGCUCACAGGAUGUGGGGUCGCUUGGUUGGUGCUGUAUUCUAUCUUCCUGCUGCUUACUUUUGGUAUAAAGGUUAUUUUAACAAAGGACUGAAGAUCAGAGUUGGGGUGUUUGGGGCACUGAUAAUGUGUCAAGUAAGAUUACCUACGAUUUUCAGCCAUUUCUAGCAUAUUGUAACUUCUCAAUAAUUUCUGUAAUUCUCGUGCAUCUAGGCUUGUCCACUUAUGGUUUCCCUGCAUUGAAUGUUAUAUUCAUCACUAGAUGUGCCAUUGUUGUACACUGUAAAAUGGUCAGGGUUGUCACUAAAAUUUUAAGUUGCUGGGUAAAUACAAGACAUAGGCAGGGAAUCAAACACCUGGUAUUUCGUUUGCUUCUAUAUUUCUUCUAUUUUCCUUUGAAGGUAGCCAGGGGCCACUUUCAUAAUAGCCUGGGAAAUUUCCGGCCCCAGACUCUUAAUGAGAGCCCUGAUGGUUAUAGGACUGAGUGGAGUCAAAUUUGGCCUUUAAUAUCAAGUACAUUUUCUCAUCAUUGCACGUUCUGUCUAAUAAAUUAUGCUGUAAAAUGCAGAAAUAAUAUCUACCACAGUGUAUAAUAGCCAACAAGAUUGGAUAAUUCUAUUUUAGUUCUGAUUAAAGUGGUAUCAUCAAGCAACAAAAUGUCAGCAGUUAAACUAAACAAGUACAUGAGUUUUUCUUUUUAUCUCUUAUUUGUAAAUAAUUUUAAUUUUUUUGUUGUGUUCCCAAUUAGUUGUGAAAACUAAAUACAUUGACACAUUGAUAAAGCUGUUACUUACAUACUUACCUUUGACAUCCAUCAAUGAUCUCUUCAUAUCCCUAUAACUGCUAAAUAUUAUUGUUUGUAUUUUGUCAUUUUAAGGGUUUGCUCGGCUGGUAUAUGGUAAAAAGUGGACUUGAUGAAGAAAAGAUUAGCAAGACAGAAAUUCCUCGUGUGAGCCAAUAUCGACUUGCAGCUCACCUUUCAAUGGCCUUCCUUCUGUAUGCUGGUUUGGUGUGGUGUGCACUCUGUCAGUUUAUCCCAAGGCCAAAGGUAAAUUAGUACACAAGUUUCUCAGGUGUACUCCCUGUAAUUUAUUGGUGGCAUAGUUUAUAGAGCAGAAAAGUCUUGUGGCCAUUGUGUUAGCUUUGCCAACAACCGUCUUUAAUAACAGAUUUACCACAGAUAUUUAAUUUUUUUCCAGUAUGUCAUGACACCCCAGUUGAGACGAGUCAGGUGGUUUGCUCAUGUUUGCAAAGGUUUUGUGGGUUUUACCGCAGUAUCUGGUGAGUCAAAAAUAACAUAGAAACCUACAAAGUAGAACCUCCAUGCUCAGUGGGACUGGAGUAAAUAGUGUGGAAAAUCAAAUAUAUGAAUAUUAAUGACUUUUUUCAUGCCCUAAUUUUAUCAUUUCCACCACAAGUCUGUCUGUCAAGACUAAAAUUUGUUCAUCUGUUUUCUGUAGAGAUAGACUGUGAGUAGUCUAUCUUUUUCUUCAGAUUUAGUGAGGGGAGUGCAGGCAUGCUCAAGUGUCAAGGCGAUAAAUGAGGGCGGCAGCCCGAGAAGAAGAAAGAAAAAAGUGUCUUUUUGGUGUCUCUCCUGUCUCACACCUUCCGUCACACAGGUGGUCAUUUGCGUCUCUCGCAUGUUUUGCUGGAGGGACCAAGAAAAAAGAGAGACUGCUACUGCAGAGAGCUCAUAUUAUAUGAAGUUGAGUCAGGGCUUCAUCACUUACAAUGCAUGCAAGUGCUACUGUUCUUUGAAAGGGACCUUUGAAAGCACUGAUGACACUCGAGUAACUUAUUGAUCAAAGCUUUUUACCCCUCCCUCCUUAGGUGCCUUUGUUGCAGGCUUAGAUGCAGGUCUGGUCUAUAACUCUUUUCCCAAGAUGGCUGAUCGAUGGAUUCCGAGCGAUUUGUUUGCUCUUGAGCCAAAGUGGAAAAAUUUCUUUGAAAACCCUACUGCAACACAGUUUGCUCACAGAAUUCUUGUGAGUAGUUUCUGUUUAAUUCAUUUUUUUAGCAGAUCUAUUUUUGUCAUACCACAAAUUUAAAGAAGGCACAUUUUUUCGUAGCCUGAAUUUCAUCCGCUUGCUUUGAGUUGUUUUCUCCUCAAUAAUAAUGACUCGAAGUAAUCGGAUGAAAUUCAGGCUACAUUUUUUCGAUUAUUUCUAUUAAAAAUAAAUAUUUUGGGUGGGAGUGUUGUCUGACGACCCCUGCUUAAAAACAUCAGUUGAGUAACAAAUAAUUCUCAUUUUUUUGGUGCAACAUCCUUGAACGUCAUUAAAGUUACUCUUGCUGUGACAGCUCUAAUAGUGGUAAUUUUGUUACAGGGUACAACCACAGUGUCAUCUGUCGCAAUCUUGUUUCUUCUUGCAAGGCCUCUAACACUGCCAGGAAGAGCCCAUUUAGCACUAAAUUGCGUGCUGGGGGUGGCUGCUGGUCAGGUGAGGAAGCUACAGAAAUGAUACACCACAUGUAGACACUUAAAACCCGGGGAGAGGGGACCCACAUUUAGCCUGCGUCGCAGACGUAAUUUUACCCCGGUUAGUGACGUCUGCGAAGCAGUGCAAAGAUCACUGUUCUGUGCCCCCAACGGACUCAACGAAUUACUGGAAGUGCAUUUCGAAUUUACUUUCAUCCUGAUUGGCAAAUCGACAAUGGCUUUUUAACAGGCCAAUCGUGAGGGUCCUCAAUAGGUUUUACGGGAUUCGGGAUUUUCCUUGUUUGAAGCUCGGGAUUCGGGAUUUAAGAGCAAAAUCGAGGCGAGAUUCGGGAUUGAAAGUAUGCGGGCGAGGUAGAAUGCCCGAAAUAACCCUCGGGAUUACGGGAUUGCACGAAAUUUUAAGUCGGGAUUACGGGAUUGAAGGACCCUAUUGGGGACCCUCAAUUAUGAUGCAUACACAAAUUCUGGUACACAGGUGGGGACCCAGAACAAGGAUUUCGGUUCUGUUUUGCAGACGGACUGCACCGAGAAGUUUAGUUUUCGUCUGUGGCGUAGGCUAACCUACAUGGGAGUUUACACUAAGAGACAUGUACAGCUACAGCUAAGGCUCUGCCUCGUCCACAGUCGUUACCGAUCACUUUUUGGAGAAUAUUGGUGUUAAUUAUUGUUAUUUAUUGACCAGACUCCUAAAAGCAAGUGUCAUCUAGGACUACGUCCCCUUUUGUUGCAAAAUAGCUCAAAAUUGUUUCAAUUCAGUCUUUCGUUUUUCUUUGUCUUUUCCAGGUUAGCCUUGGUAUUCUCACGUUGCUGUACUAUGUACCAACUCACCUGGCUGCCUGCCAUCAAGCCGGGGCUCUUUCACUUUUGACAGUCGCAGUGUGGCUUACUAAUGAACUCCGCAGACCUCUUGUACCUAAAUGAGAGCUGCUUACAUCUCAAUUUGGACUGCUUGAGGACCACGCCCUUUCGUGAUGGCCAGGUAAAUGCUCUUUUAUCAGAGCACAAUUGAAAGCAGCACUAAAGGAAAAAAACCUUUGUCUUAAAAGAACUGUCAACGUCACCAAAAACAUUCUGCAAGGGUGUGGAUUUUUAUACAGCGUCUCUUCUAAGCUGCGUUGAGCUGGAAGUGUUCCUCGGCGAGCUUACCACACAAACUUUGCGUUGAAAGUGUUCCACGCCGAUUCUGGCACAAACUUUGCGGUGAGAAUCAGGAGGGGCAAGCUCAGAUUUUUGCUCGUUUUCCCAGCGUAGCUCGCAGGGAAACGCUUGCAACUUUUUUCAUGAACACUGCCUCUAAAACGGCAUGUAUCAACAAAGACGAGAGAAUGUAGAACUUGCAGAGGUAUUUAUGUAAGUGUAUGUAAACUUUGCUGUAACUUUUGACUAUGUACGCUGUUUCUUAUAAGUACUGACAACGUGUAAAGUGCUAGCCAAAAUAAAAUUUUUUGACAAAAAAAAUGAAAUUUCAAUUUGUAAAAUAGCGAUGAAGAGUAAUAAAGUUGUCGUUUGUC
Porites lobata is the source of this 11044-nucleotide messenger RNA. The record is from the annotation of a GenBank genome assembly. NCBI's taxonomy places the organism in Eukaryota, Metazoa, Cnidaria, Anthozoa, Scleractinia, Poritidae.